Hypoxylon trugodes is the source of this 1308-nucleotide messenger RNA. RefSeq names its product putative methylase. The record is from RefSeq and is a predicted model, not a curated record. Gene Ontology annotation, molecular function: protein methyltransferase activity; S-adenosylmethionine-dependent methyltransferase activity; nucleic acid binding. The transcript has a single exon. Bases 318 to 1061 code for a protein of 247 amino acids. Gene Ontology annotation, biological process: methylation. Gene Ontology annotation, cellular component: eRF1 methyltransferase complex. NCBI's taxonomy places the organism in Eukaryota, Fungi, Ascomycota, Sordariomycetes, Xylariales, Hypoxylaceae.
GCCCUUGGGUACGUGGCGAAGCUUGCUUAGAUGGGAGGGGGUUCGAGGGCGACAUCAACCAUUAUCAUCCGCCAGACAGUUAUUAGAUUCCUACAGGGGAAUCCGCUUAUGUCUACUGGCAUCCAUGAGAUAUCCAACAGAACCCUCACAAUAACCGGUGUUAAGAUGGGUACCUGGUCGUGAAUUAACACAAUUAUCGUUUCUCCUACCACACAAGACUAGAAUAUCACGUGCUUAGACUGUGUCCCGUUCGCCUGAAAAAAUUUGCAGCCCGACCUAACUUUACCAUCUUCAUUCAUCAAUACGCAUAGUAAGACAUGCUCCCAACGCCGGAUACGUCGCAUGUGGCGUACGAGAGGAUAUACGAACCGGCGGAAGACUCUUUCCUAUUGCUAGACACACUUUCAUCAAGCUCCGAGACAACAUUUCUUCAAAAUCGAUUCGGCGAUGGUUACGUCCCGUUGGUGGUGGAAAUAGGACCGGGCUCAGGAGUAGUCAUCGCUUUCGUCAAUGCGCAAGCCCAGGUCCUUUUCGGUUCUCGCAAUGUUUUAACGACGGCUAUUGACGUAAAUGGAUACGCAUGUAAGGCAACAAGUGAGACUGCGAGGAUAGCCGCAUCGGAAAAUGCUACAACGCACGGCAGAUAUCUUGGUGCUUUCCAAGGCGACCUCGUCACACCCUUGAAGGAUCGGUUAGUGGAUGUAUUAAUCUUCAACCCGCCGUACGUCCCGACGCCUGAAUUACCGAAGCAGCCAGGCCAAACAGAUAUAUCGCAACUGGAUACGAAACCAACAUUUGGCGAUGAUUCCUACAUGCUCUCAUUGUCAUACGCGGGCGGGAAGGAUGGGAUGGAAACGACGAACAAGUUGAUUAAUAGUCUACCUCAAGUGCUGUCAAGUAGGGGAUGUGCAUAUAUCCUGCUCUGUGCGCAAAACAAGCCCGAGGAAGUCAAACAGAGAAUUCGCGCCUUCGGGGAAGGUUGGAAUGUUGAAACUGUAGGAUCUAGUGGGAAAAAGGCCGGAUGGGAGAGACUGCAGAUCAUCAGGAUCUGGGUAGGAUAGGUAUAAACACGUAGGACUUUUGGUUUGGUUGUCAAUGGACUCUUUAUUUGUUCUUGUGAGCUUUUAGCUCUUCACAUAAAAACAAAAUCGUGUAGUGCAAAGGAGCCAUACCAGCUUUUUGGGCCAUUCUUCAUGGUAUUAUCUUGUUUUUGUCAUUUGCCAUCCCCUAACGCCGUUGUAGUAAUGCCCACUGUACUUGAAGUACACCAUUUGCCUGCCUAAACUGCAAAGCAGUCCAUCCUCCUCG